Messenger RNA from Pungitius pungitius (ninespine stickleback), 766 nucleotides. RefSeq names its product placenta-specific gene 8 protein-like. Lineage: Eukaryota; Metazoa; Chordata; Actinopteri; Perciformes; Gasterosteidae. Bases 161 to 634 code for a protein of 157 amino acids. The record is from RefSeq and is a predicted model, not a curated record. The transcript has 4 exons.
AUCCAACCAUCAGGUAGAUCACGUUGUAGUUUUGUUUCCUUCUGCUCUGAUUUCAUUCAUAAGAACUAGAUCCAGUGAAUAACUUUUCAUUGGUUCACAGCUUCAGAAGUGUCCACUUGCAUCAGAUUCAUUGUUUACUGCCUGUCGUUUCCUGUGAGAAAUGUCGACACAACCCUUGGUAGACUGGGACAGUGGAUUCUGUGAUUGCUUUGAGAGCGCAAGUACCUGUUGCUAUGGCUUCUGGUGCUGCCCAUGCCUUGCUGGCACGGUUUCGGGACAAUUUGGAGAGAAUCGUUGUCUCCCACUAUGUGACGUGUGCAGCCCGGCCGUGUUGGCAGCCUGUGGGAUACCUCUGUUUGUGCCUCCUGCCGUCCUGACUAUGAGGGUUGCCAUGCGAAACAGAUAUGGGAUCAAGGGAUCUAUCUGUAAGGACAUUGCCAUUUCCUGUUUCUGCGGAUGGUGCUCCUGGUGUCAGAUGCAUCGUGAGAUAAAGCAUCGCAAAAAGGCUCCUGUUGUUGUCACUGUGCAGCAACCAACUGUUUUGCAAAUGCAGCCCGCUCCAGUAAUGAUGGCUGCUUACCCUCCCCAAGCCGGAUUUGUGAACUAUCCAGGGACAGUUACUCUCUCAAACUGAGCUUUGUGGCCUCAUUAGUCUGGUGUGUUUUCAUAGCUUAGAUAAGGUUGAUUUUUAGUUGAACUGAAUGAAUACUAACGAAUACGAAUACUAUGCAUUUACAAGUGAUGAUUAAAGAUCAUUAUUAACUCA